AUGGCAAAAAGGGCAUCCAAGUGCUACUACAAAAUUUUGCGGGGUUUUAUACAGGACUAUAAUUUUGGGAAUAUCCAGCCUGUCUUUGCGUCAUUUAUUAAGAGAUAUGGUUUAAUUAAACCUACACUAGGCAAGAUGUUGGUGCAUUACUUGUGUAUGGAGAACAAUGUAGAUGGUGCCCUUAUACUCAUUAAUGAGUUGAACAAAAAUCAUUUUAAGGUAAAUUUUCCUGUUGAUGUUAUUGGGAUGCUUACAGCACAAGGAAGACCUUUGGAUGCAUACAGACUUGUUAUGGGUGCCCAAAAUGAUCUUUCGAGUAUGAAUGUGGUUGACUACUCAGUCCUUGUUGAUGGACUCUGCAAAGAAGGGUACAUUGAUAAGGCCUUAGAACUAUGUAAUUUUGCCAGGAAGAUGGGAGUUAGACUUAAUGUAGUCACUUAUAACUCACUUUUCAAUGGGCUAUGUCGUCAAAAUUGUCUCAUCGAGGCUUUUCGGUUGUUUGAUUCAUUGGAGAUGAAUAAAAUAAUUCCUUCUGAUGUUACUUAUGGUACACUAAUCGAUGCUUUGGUUAGAGAAGGCUAUUUGUUGGAUGCUCGGCAAUUGUUUGAGAGAAUGAUCAUCAAGGAUAUAAAACCAAAUACCCAUAUUUACAAUACUCUAAUUGAUGGAUACUGUAAAUUUGGGAAUGUGGAAGAAGCAUUGGGGCUUCUAUAUGAUUUGGAGAACCACUCUCUUAAGCCUGAAAAAUUCACCAUAAGUGCUGUGAUUUAUGGCUUUUCCUCUGAGGGAAACAUGGAGGGUGCACUUCAAUUUUUCAUCGAUAUGAAGGGAAAUGGCAUUUCCCCUGACUUCUUAGGCUUCUUAUAUUUAGUAAGGGGCCUAUGUGCGAAGGGUAGAAUGGAAGAGGCACGGAGUGUUGUAAGAGAAAUGCUUAAAGAUGAAUCUGUUCUUGAGUUGUUAGCUAGAGUAAAUAGCGAGAUUGAAACAGAAUCUGUAGAGACCUUUCUAGUUGACCUGUGUGAACAGGGUAGCAUUCAGAAUGCUCUUAUCAUUCUCAAUGAAAUUGGAUCAAUGUUUUUUCCUUACAAGAGAGCUUCUGCUUCUAGUUUACUUAAACCUAUGGCGUCUUGUGAGGAAGAUAUAGAGACAAUCUCUCCUAAUCCUCUUCCCUCCGUCCAUCAAAUGGACUUUGAUGCUUUGUACUCGAAAAUGACAUCUCUUUGCUCUCUAGGUGAUCUCCAAGGUGCUACUGCUUUGGCAAAAGCUAUGAUAUCUGAUUUUCCGAAAAAAUGA
Molecule: messenger RNA, 1293 nt
Organism: Chenopodium quinoa (quinoa)
Lineage: Eukaryota; Viridiplantae; Streptophyta; Magnoliopsida; Caryophyllales; Amaranthaceae
Product: pentatricopeptide repeat-containing protein At5g57250, mitochondrial-like
Exons: 1
Coding region: 1-1293 (430 amino acids)
Molecular function (GO): protein binding
Source: RefSeq, a predicted model, not a curated record